AUGACCAUCAUUACUGUGAACUGUAACAUACACAAAUCGAGGAACAUCCCCAAGUCAUUAAAAUCCACAACAUUGCCUCACAUUGAGACCAAAGAAGAGCUACUUAAACAGUUUCCUGACAGAUUUCAGGGAAUUGGAAAAUGUCCUGGAGAAUUUCAUAUUACAUUGGAAGCAGAUGCGGAACCAGUGGUACAGCCACCCAGAAAAUAUCCAAUACAGUUGAAAGACGAACUUAAAACAGAGUUGGAUAAGAUGGAAAGCCUUUCUGUUAUUACAAAAGUUCAAGAACCAACCGACUGGGUAUCGUCAAUAGCAUUUAGCAGAAAGAGUAAUGGCAAGUUGAGGGUAUGUCUAGACCCAAAAGAUCUGAACAAGGCUAUAAAUAGAACUUUUCACAAAACUCCAACCCUUGAGGAAAUCACACAUAAGUUCUCUGAAGCUCGUGUUUUUAGCAAACUGGAUGCCAAACAUGGUUACUGGAGUAUCGUUUUGGAUAGUGAAUCCAGCUAUCUAACGACUUUCAACUCUCCCUUUGGCAGGUAUAGAUUUCUCAGACUACCAUUUGGACUGAAAGUGUCACAAGACAUAUUUCAAGAAAAAAUGGAUAUGAUUCUCGAGCAGUGCCCUGGAACACUAGGCUUUACAGAUGAUAUUGUAGUGUUUGGAAAAAAAUGA
Gigantopelta aegis is the source of this 675-nucleotide messenger RNA. RefSeq lists its product as uncharacterized. The coding region runs from base 1 to 675 and encodes 224 amino acids. The record is from RefSeq and is a predicted model, not a curated record. Lineage: Eukaryota; Metazoa; Mollusca; Gastropoda; Neomphalida; Peltospiridae. The transcript has a single exon.